Messenger RNA from Didymodactylos carnosus, 825 nucleotides. The record is from the annotation of a GenBank genome assembly. NCBI's taxonomy places the organism in Eukaryota, Metazoa, Rotifera, Eurotatoria, Philodinida, Philodinidae.
CUUGUUAAAUAGAUAGGUUUGCAACACCAAUAAACCAAAACAAUUUAUCAUUUACCAUGCAAGAAUCAUCAACAUCUAGCAAGUACCGAGCUGAUAGAUCGGUAAUAAAUCCAAUGCACAAAACUAUAACGGAGGCAAAAGUGAAAAUAUGUUCACCGAGCGCUCGCUCGAUUCGGCCCAAUUCUAAUAGUGACAUCACUGAAACCAGCAAUAAUCCAACAACAUUAUCAUUGUCUUCUUCAAUGAACGAUCAGAAUUUAUCCAUAACAGGCAUUUGUCUAGUAUCAAACUCUGCAAAUGUGCCAACGGACUACCAUUGUAUCAGAAAAAGUAAGUGAUUCGAGAUUCUCUGCACAGCUGAGCCUGUCCUCUUUUGAUAGAAAUAUCGUGCACUUAGAAUUCUACUAAAAGUAACAUCUUAGUCUCAACAUUUUCUUUAUUUAGCAUAUGACGAUCAACAACGAGAUGCUAACUUAAUGGCAGAUUCAUUCGGACGAAAAGAUCGUCUUUUAUGUAUAACACGUAACUUUCCGUUAGGUGACAAUGUUGCUCUAGUGUUAGAACAUAUUGAAUUAUAUAAGGUCGUUAAAAGGUAUGAACAUUAUUUAUGCCCACCUAAUUAUCAAAGCUUCUCUUAUACCGUUGAUACCCGAGAAAAAGGCACAACAGAACAUGUGAUAGUUGUUAAAAUGGUUGCGCGUCAAGCUGGAAUGAAAUCCAUCAAUGACAUUACUUUUCUUUAUCGUACAAGACGUCCACCACAAUCGUAUACAAUGAUUGGCGAAAUAAAUGGAUUAAUAGUGUGUAUUAAAGAAGAUACCGUGC